Messenger RNA from Diceros bicornis minor, 3198 nucleotides. RefSeq names its product thyrotropin releasing hormone degrading enzyme (gene TRHDE). Gene Ontology annotation, cellular component: cytoplasm. Gene Ontology annotation, biological process: proteolysis; peptide catabolic process. The coding region runs from base 1 to 3198 and encodes 1065 amino acids. Gene Ontology annotation, molecular function: zinc ion binding; peptide binding; metalloaminopeptidase activity. The transcript has 19 exons. The record is from RefSeq and is a predicted model, not a curated record. Lineage: Eukaryota; Metazoa; Chordata; Mammalia; Perissodactyla; Rhinocerotidae.
AUGGCUCUGGACGGCGAGCGGGGGGCGCAAGAGGAGGAGAAGAAAAAGAAGAAGAAGAAAAAGAAGAGGAAGAAGAAGGAGGAGGAGGAGGGGGCUGAGAAGAGAUCACCCUUCGCGGCCACGAUGGGGGAGAACGGCGCCGGGCUCCAGGCCGGCGGCAGGGGGCUCUCGGACCCGUGGGCGGACUCCGCGGGGGUGCGACCCCGCACCACCGAGCGCCACAUCGCGGUGCACAAGCGGCUCGUGCUGGCCUUCGCCGUGUCCACCGUGGCGCUGCUCGCGGUCACCAUGCUCGCGGUGCUGCUCAGCCUGCGCUUCGCCGAGUGCGGGGCGCGCGAGACGCCCGGCGCCGACGGCGGCCCCGCCGGCUUCCCGGCGCGCGGCGGCAACCGGAGCCUUCCAGGGGCGGCCCGGCGCGACCACCACGCCGGCGGGGACUCCGCGCAGCCCGAGGCAGGAGGGGAGGCCGCCCCCGGGACCCCGUCUGCCCCGCCGCCGUCGGAGGAGGAGCGCGAGCGGUGGCAGCCUUGGACGCAGCCGCGCCUGUCGGGCCACCUCAAGCCGCUGCACUACAAUUUGAUGCUCACCGCCUUCAUGGAGAACUUCACCUUCUCCGGGGAGGUCAACGUGGAGAUCGCGUGCCGGAACGCCACCCGCUACGUCGUGCUGCACGCCUCCCGGGUGGCGGUCGAGAAGGUGCAGGUGGCCGAGGACCGGGUGGCCGGGGCUGUCCCAGUGGCCGGCUUCUUCUUCUACCCGCAGACCCAGGUCUUGGUGGUGGUGCUGAAUAGGACCCUGGACGCGCAGAGGAAUUACAACCUGAAGAUCAUCUACAACGCCCUGAUCGAGAACGAGCUCCUGGGCUUCUUCCGCAGCUCCUACGUGCUCCACGGGGAGAGAAGAUUCCUUGGUAUUACUCAGUUUUCGCCUACACAUGCCAGAAAGGCAUUUCCUUGUUUUGACGAGCCCAUCUACAAGGCUACUUUCAAAAUCAGCAUCAAGCAUCAAGCAACCUAUUUAUCUUUAUCCAAUAUGCCAGUGGAAACUUCUGUGUUUGAGGAAGAUGGAUGGGUUACGGAUCACUUUUCACAGACCCCUCUCAUGUCCACAUAUUAUUUAGCCUGGGCAAUUUGCAACUUCACAUACAGAGAAACUACCACCAAGAGUGGGGUUGUAGUACGAUUAUAUGCAAGACCGGAUGCUAUCAGAAGAGGAUCCGGGAACUAUGCUCUCCAUAUAACAAAGAGAUUAAUAGAGUUUUAUGAGGACUACUUUAAAGUGCCCUAUUCCUUGCCAAAACUAGAUCUUUUAGCUGUGCCUAAGCAUCCGUAUGCUGCUAUGGAGAACUGGGGACUAAGUAUUUUUGUGGAACAAAGAAUACUGCUGGAUCCCAGUGUUUCAUCUAUUUCUUAUUUGCUGGAUGUCACCAUGGUCAUUGUUCAUGAGAUAUGUCACCAGUGGUUUGGUGACCUCGUGACUCCUGUGUGGUGGGAAGACGUGUGGCUGAAGGAAGGUUUUGCUCACUACUUUGAAUUUGUUGGUACAGACUACCUCUACCCUGGCUGGAACAUGGAAAAACAGAGGUUUCUGACGGAUGUUCUCCAUGAAGUGAUGUUGCUUGACGGCUUAGCCAGUUCCCAUCCAGUAUCACAGCAGGUGCUGCAGGCAACGGAUAUUGACAGAGUGUUUGACUGGAUCGCAUAUAAAAAGGGUGCUGCUUUGAUUAGAAUGCUGGCUAAUUUUAUGGGCCAUUCAGUAUUUCAGAGGGGCUUGCAAGAUUAUUUAACCAUUCAUAAGUAUGGCAAUGCUGCCAGAAGUGAUCUCUGGAAUGCGCUAUCAGAGGCUUUAAAAAGGAAUGGAAACUAUGUAAACAUCCAAGAAGUAAUGGACCAGUGGACACUCCAGAUGGGCUAUCCUGUCAUCACCAUCUUCGGAAAUACAACAACAGAAAAUCGAAUAAUAAUUACCCAACAGCAUUUUAUCUAUGACAUCAGUGCUAAAACUAAAGCACUUGAACUUGAAAAUAACAGUUACCUGUGGCAGAUUCCAUUAACUAUUGUGGUAGGAAAUAGAAGCCAUGUGUCUUCAGAGGCAAUUAUUUGGGUGUCUAACAAAUCAGAGCACCACAGAAUAACUUCUUUGGACAAAGGAAGCUGGUUACUGGGGAACAUCAAUCAAACUGGCUAUUUUAGAGUCAACUAUGACUUAAGAAAUUGGAGAUUGUUAAUUGAUCAACUGGUCAGCAACCAUGAGGUUCUCUCUGUCAGUAACCGAGCAGGUUUGAUCGAUGAUGCCUUCAGCCUAGCCAGAGCUGGCUAUUUGCCUCAGAAUAUUCCCCUGGAGGUUAUCAGAUACCUGGCUGAGGAGAAGGAUUUUCUUCCUUGGCAUGCUGCCAGCCGAGCUCUUUAUCCUCUAGACAAAUUACUGGACCGCAUGGAGAAAUACAAUGUCUUCAAUGAAUAUAUUUUAAAGCAAGUUGCAACAACGUACAUGAAGCUUGGAUGGCCAAAAAAUAAUUUUAACGGAUCUCUUGUUGAAACAUCCUACCAACAUGAAGAACUACGUAGAGAAGUUAUAAUGCUGGCAUGCAGUUUUGGCAACAAGCACUGUCACCAACAGGCAUCAACACUUAUUUCAGACUGGAUUUCCAGCAACAGGAACAGAAUACCGCUGAAUGUUAGAGACAUCGUCUACUGUACAGGAGUUUCACUACUAGAUGAGGAUGUCUGGGAAUUCAUAUGGAUGAAAUUCCACUCCACCACAGCCGUUUCUGAGAAGAAGAUAUUGUUGGAAGCCUUAACUUGCAGUGAUGACAGGAAUUUGUUAAAUAGGCUUCUGAAUCUCUCACUGAAUUCUGAGGUGGUGCUUGAUCAAGAUGCAAUUGAUGUGAUAAUCCACGUAGCUCGAAAUCCACGUGGCCGAGACCUUGCCUGGAAGUUUUUCAGAGAUAAAUGGAAGAUAUUAAAUACCAGGUAUGGAGAGGCAUUAUUUAUGAAUUCCAAACUUAUCAGUGGAGUUACAGAAUUUCUUAAUACUGACGGUGAACUCAAAGAGCUAAAGACCUUCAUGAAGAACUAUGACGGAGUAGCUGCUGCCUCUUUCUCAAGAGCCGUGGAAACUGUAGAAGCCAACGUCCGCUGGAAAAUGCUUUAUCAAGAUGAGCUUUUCCAAUGGUUAGGAAAAGCUCUGAGGCACUAA